AUGCUAUCAAACGCUAAAAGACAGCGCACAGGUCGCCGCCCUGAUCGUCUCAAUUCAAGUCGAUCCGGCCCUGCAUCCUCCAUUCGCAACAGCGCUCCCCGCAGGUCCGCGGCAUCCACACAGCAGACAUCAAGACUGAGACGGGCUGAGACCAGCAGCGUGGCUGAUAACAACAGAGAGAGUAGUACCACCGAGCAGCCUGAAACGGAGGACUUUGACCAGAUCAUAGCAGCCAUCGACAUGAGAGAAGCAGGGACUGUCGGCUGUUCUUGGUAUUCCGCUCACGAAGAAAAGCUGUACCUGAUGGAAGACAUCAAGUUCUCCAACACUGAGAUCCUCGACACUUUGACUAUUCAGAUCAAGCCAACAAUCCUCCUGGUAUCGAGUCGGGUAGACCACUUCAGCCAACGGCUAGAGCAAGAAGAUGGCACCAGACCAUACCUACCUUACCAACUUGACACACGGCCGCCCCAAGAGUUCAACCACUUGAACGCGAAGAACAAACUGGUAGCACUGGAGGUAUCAUCGAGACAUGAAGACCGCUUCAGGUUCCUGGUACCACACGGCGGACUUGUUGAUACCGACCAGUUGGACAACGAGAACCUGGACUUUACCCUGCAGGAAGGCAGACAUCUGCACAUGGCUGGCUUCCUGGACUUGGAGAACAAGGUGACACUGGGAUGUGCCGGUGCUAUUCUUACGUAUCUCCAGAGAAGGCGGUCCUCCGACUUGAUAGCCGGAGACACAGCUUCGGCUUCAGGACUUUACCAGGUCAAGUCCUUCGAAAUGUCUGCUUUAAGUGGGACUAUGUUCGUCAAUGCAAGGACCCUAUCAGCCCUCCAGAUCCUCGAGUCCGAAUCACACCCUAGCACGGCCAACCAAGGACCAGGCAAGAAGUCAUCAUCCUCCAAGGAAGGCCUCUCGAUAUAUGGCCUGUUCCAACGCUUCGCAUGUACACCGCAGGGAAAGCAGCGGCUGCGACAAAUCUUCCUUCGACCUUCUACUCAACUCGACGUAAUACACGAGCGCCAUGCUCUGAUCGGUGUAUAUCUUCAGGCCGAUAACUACAAUCCCAUGAACAAGAUGGGGAAGAGCCUACGACAUAUCAAGAAUCUUCGGCCGGUGAUGCUCAACCUCCAGAAAGGGAUAAGCACUGGUAGUGGUAAGGUAUCUGGUUUCAAGACAACGGUUUGGUCCACGCUGCUGGCGUUUGCGUUCUAUGGCAUCGAUGUGCAUAAUGCUCUUAUGGAGACUUCUGGCGCACAUGGUCUGGGGUUGCAUAACAAAGCUCUACGAGACUUCGGUGCUGUAGACCUAUACGCAGUAGGAAGGAUGAUACAAGACAUAGUCGACAGCGAGAGCUCCGACGAGCAAGGCCGCACUGUGGUAAAGGCAGGCGUCGACAGGGAGCUUGAUAGGAUGAAAGACAGCUACGACGGGCUCGACAGCCUCCUGAAGCGCGUUGCUAUCGAAAUCGCAUCCACGAUCCCCGCAAGUUCCGACAUAGAUGUGAACGUCAUAUAUUUCCCGCAGCUAGGGUUCAACAUUGCUAUAGCUCUUACCGAUCGUGGUGAAGCAGCGUAUGAAGGCGAAGACUGGGAGCUCAUCUUCAUUACGGAAAAUCGGGCAUAUUUCAAGGACUUUAGAAUGAGGGAGAUGGAUGAGAAGCUUGGUGAUAUCUACGGGCUUAUCUGUGAGAAAGAAAUCGAGAUAGUUUAUGACCUAGCCCAGAGAGUUCUCCAGUACGACAAGGUGCUUGUCGAAGCAUCCGAUGUUUGUGGGGAAAUUGAUAGUCUCUUCGCUCUGGCCCAAGGGGUCACCUCGUACAAUCUAGUUCGUCCGAAGAUGGUAGAGGACAACAUCAUCAAGAUAAAGGGAGGCCGUCAUAUGUUGCAAGAGUUGACCGUCUCCUCCUACAUGCCAAACGAUACCUUUUUGGUAGGAGGUAUCCUAGAACAAUCGGCCGACUACUCCAAUCGUGCCCCUGAAGCUUUGAGGACAGGCUCAAGCCCAGCCAUGUUGCUGUUAACAGGCCCGAAUUACUCCGGUAAAAGCGUCUACAUGAAGCAGGUUGCGUUGAUGGUAUACCUGGCACAAACGGGAAGCUUCGUUCCAGCAGAAAGUGCAGAGAUUGGCAUCGUGGAUAAGAUUCUAGUCAAGUCCAAUUCCCAAGACAGUGUCUCGCAGAUACAAAGCACCUUCAUGAAUGACCUGCAGCAGAUAUCAUUUGACCUGAAACACUUGACUGGCCGCAGUUUGCUCCUCAUCGAUGAGUUUGGAAAAGGAACCCGCGAGAAUGAUGGCAUCGGAUUAGCCUGUGGCAUCCUCGAGCACUUACUUAGUCUCGAGGACGCGCCUAAGGUAAUCGCCGCUACACACUUCCACGAGAUCCUCGAGCACGGCUUCCUUCCACCGACUCCCCGACUACAGCUUGGCCAUAUGGAAGUCCAGGUGUCCGAGACUCAGGAACUAGAUAACCAGAUUACCUAUCUCUACGAUUUCCGUUUAGGCCGAAGCACCAAAAGUUUCGGAACGAUUUGCGCCGCCCUCAACGGAAUCAGCAAACCCAUCGUCGAUCGCGCGAACGAACUCGCUUCGCUUGCUGUGCGUGGCGAGGACUUGAUCGCGGCUUGUGCAGAGCUUUCUGAAGAGGAGAUGCAGGCGUUGCAAGAAGCUGAUGCAUUGGCUAGAAAUUUUCUCAGUAUAGAUUUUUCUCCUGGUUGUGAGGGUGAUAUUAGGGGGAUGCUGGAAGGGUUGCUUGUGACUUGAGGUGGUUGUUGCAGGGACAAAUUAUAUAUUCUUGGUCCGCUAUGGAGCAGGUGAGCAGCUGGCGGAUGUCACCUGUUUUACUGCAGUUGAAAUCUUAUCUCUUUCUGUUUUAAUUGUGCUUUGUUCUCACUCGUCUCGGGUAGGAGAUUUACCGAAGUAAGUGUAGUGAUAUGACAAAAUUGUCCAAAUAGGCGCAAGGUUGUAUCAUAAACAGUUCUAUAUACACUCGAAUCAGGCUUUUAACCACACUACUCAAACGCCACGAUGUAUCCUAGUGAGCAGAAAAUGAAGACACCCAAAAAAGAGAGGAGAAGCUUAGAGCUUGACACUCUUGACCAGGUUCUUCUUGAUACCAGUAAGUUCACCACCAUAGCCACCAGCACCCUCGCCACCCUUGUAGACCUGGCGAACACUGCUGAGCUUCUUCUUCUUAGCCUCGAACCGCAUCCUCUUCUUGACACGAGGGUUGCGGUUGAGCUUGUUACGCUUAGGCGCAAGACCCCUGUUCUUCUCGAUCUGGUAGGUGAUGGCACGUUUCCCGUCAGGUCCGAUUUCCUCCUGGAUCUCAACGCGUCCGCCUUCGCGAGCAGCGGCCUCAUAAGCCUCCUUCUUAUCGCCCUUGCGCUUGUUGGUGCGCGCCGCAACCAUGUCAUAGUAAUCGUCGUCGUCUGAGCCGGAGGCGUCGUUGCCACGGAGCUCCUUUCUGACCCGGUGGUCCUCCUCGUCGCUGUCGCCGCCGAGUUCUUCUGCACCCUGUGGCUUCUGUUUACCACGUCGUUCGGCUUCCGCAUUCAAGCGAGCCUGGCGGUCCCUCAAGCGCUCACGGUAAGGAAUAUCGGCAUCACCACCAGCGUCGCGGCCGGCUGCGCUGCGCUUGUUCGAUUUCUGUGCGAUUUGUGAUGUAUAGAAGCGGAGAGAGCGUUUCUGUUUAGCUUUCUCUUCGGCUUCCUUGGUAGUAAGAGCGUCCUCGUCACCAAAGUCGGAGUCGUCAGCGUCCUUCGAUGGGCCCUUGGCCUUCUGGACUACUCGUUUCCGGCCGGGCGCUGUGACAAGAUUCGAUAGGCCUGCAAGGUUGGCCUCUGUCUCUUCAAGUCUCUUUGCUCGUCGGGCUUCGGCUUCGGCUCGUGCUGCUUCUGCGGCACGUUCUGCCCUUGUGGGCUUCCUCUCUUUCUUGUCCGUCUUUGUCGCCUUGGUCUUCUUGCUUUCGGUUGUGAUGACUUCUGGCGUGUCCAUUUCCAUGUCGCUUUCAAUCUCGGAGAUAUCUUUCCUGGGUUUCACUUCAACAGGCGUAAUAUCCUUGACUGUAUCCCAAAGCUUUCGGAAAUUUACGAGCGAAGUCAUGACUGGGUGCGAUCGUAGUUGAGCUGGUGAGACUGUAGUACUGUCGUCUGAAGAUCCGCCGGCCGAUGUGAGGAGCAUGAAGUACAUGCUAAUUGCACCAAGAUAAGCGGACAGAGCGCGGUAUUUGACGACGGUGACGGGUGCGUGGUCCGCGACAUCGUCCUGUUUGGCAGCUUUUGCGGCCUCCGCCAGCGCUUGGUGGGUGGGCUGCAGGUCGACAAAGUCUUUUGCCAAGGGCUCAAACUCGGGGUAUCUUGAUUUGAGAAUCUUGAGUUUCUCCUCGGUGCCCAUGUCGUCUGUAAUUUCCAGCUGCGGCAAAACCUCAGUUACCUCCCCAGCUUCGGCCUUGGCUUCCUCUGGGCCUUUGCCGGACUCAGCCCAUUCCUCCUCAUCGAACCCGAAAUCCUCUUCGUUGAUUUCCUGUAAGUGUUUCUGCUGCAGUCGCUUAGCUUCCUCCUCUUCUUCCAGGGCGUCAGCUUCAGUUUCGAUUUGGUCGGCAUUGUAAAAGUCUUUCCUAGAAGAGCCCCAGGCGGCAAUGCCCUCCUCGUCUUCGUCGCCAGACCCCGGACUAGCACCACGCUUCUUCUUAGAUUGGAAUUGAUCUAGAUCGUCUUCAUCGUCCAUAUCGUCGUCUUCAUCCAGCUCUUCGUCAAACGACUCGUAACCCAGGAUUUCCUCAUCGGAUGGUUGUAGUGCCUCUUCUAGAACACGAUAUGUUAGAUCCGGAAAGAUAUUCCAGGCAAGACUUGUGCUCAACAAACCUUCCUCAGCCAGCUUCCGCCGUCUCUUCGCCUCUGGCGCUUCCUCCAGCAGAACCUGGUCGCGGCCGGUCUGGAACUCAUCUGCGGAAUCGUCGAAUCGCUCUUCAACGUCGAACUUGUAGUUCUCUUCCUCAGGAGUCUUGUUGGCCGCUGGUCGACCGCCGGCCUUUCUCUUUUUACCCAUGACUGAAUCUGAACAACUGCGUUGUAGACUGAGCGCAAAGCGGAGUCCAAAAU
Messenger RNA from Aspergillus calidoustus, 5108 nucleotides. The record is from the annotation of a GenBank genome assembly. Lineage: Eukaryota; Fungi; Ascomycota; Eurotiomycetes; Eurotiales; Aspergillaceae.